GCUCUGUAUUAUAUUAGGUUUAGUGGUUAGCAUCAAUGAAAUCUCUUCACACCCAAAAGCACAGUCUAUUAUUUUCUUUACCUCAUCUCUGGCCCGCUAUCACAAAAUCAGGGGCCUCAGCCAAAGUGUUACAAGAGGCCCAGAAACCUUCACGCUGGCGCGUCUUUUGUGUCCGUGCAUUGAUAUCCUUAUCCGUCUCCAUCUUUCCAUCUUUCCCCCACUUGGACCCGUCCCCAUCCCCUACUAGUGCACCUAUUUUUUGCUACAUAUUGUGCAUUAUUGUGAAUUAUUUCCCACUGUUUCUAUCACAUCUAUUGAAACCCCUGAGUGCCCGCAAACGCCUUCAUUGGGGAGCUCUUGGUAGGGGGGUCGAUCGUGCCUCCACACCAUCCAUGAGAUCUCUUGGCCUGUGAAAGUACCGAGGUCUUAGCUCUCAAAUGAUGGCCCAUCAGCACGUCAGCCCUGUCGCACUUAAAUGAAGCCAAGCCCCAGACAGUCUCAGGUAUAUUUCUUCGUUUGAUCCUCUUCUGGUCUCCAACGUCGGUAUCGGAUUUCCAGCGCCGAUAAUACAGCACAUGGUGCCUGACGACCCGCUAUGAGAUCUCCUCCGCCAGAAGUCCUGGCGUCGUGGCCGAAGCCGAAUUAUGUCGACCCGGAACGUAGGGGGAACGAGGGCGUCAUCGUGCAGUCCAUACUCGUCGUCCUGGUCACAGCAAUGGUUAUCAUACGUCUAUAUGCGAGGAUUGUUAUUACGAGGGCUGGCAUCGGUUUGGAUGAUGCCUUGAUCAUCAUUUCUUGGGUAUUCGCGAUGGGCCUGACUGCCGGUGUUCUACUCGCCAUUGAACGGUAUGGUUGGGAUAUACAUGUUUGGGAUCUCCCACCAAAAGAUCUGGUUGUCAGCCGGAUGGUUAGCUGGGCGAGCAUGGUCCUAUACAUCACAACCACGUCUCUUACCAAAACGUCCAUCCUCGUCUUCUAUCUACGAAUUCUUGUCGCCAAGGUCGAUAAAAUCGUCACCAAAGUCACCAUCGUAGUCGUUGUCGUCUACUACAUAGCCUCCUUCCUAGCCCUCUUCCUCCAGUGCCGACCCUUCCAGCACUACUGGGAAAUCCUCAUCCCCACCUCCGUCGGCACCUGCAUCGACGAGAGCAUACAUAUGAUCACCAGCGCCGUUUUGAACAUCAUCAUAGAGAUCGCCAUAUUACUCAUCCCGCUCCGCUCCCUCUUCGCCCUCCGCAUCCGCACAACCCAGAAAGUCCACCUCAUAUCUCUGUUUUCCGUUGGACUGCUCGUCAUCGCCGCCGCCAGCGUCCGCCUGGUGUAUGUAGUCAUCAUCAUGCAGGAAUCAUACGACGUAUCCUGGUACGGAUAUUUCGGCUGGCUAUGGGCGUCGAUCGAGGUACAUGUAUCCAUCAUCUGCGCGUGUGUGCCGUCUUGUCGCGCCUUCUUCGUGGCGUGGAACCGAUCGUUGAGUAAUAGCGGGAGCAAGAUGGGGGGGCGGAGUGGCACGUAUCCGAGUGGUGCGGCGAGGAGCUAUAAUAAUAUUGAGGAUGACGUUAUGGGGCUUACAGAUAGGCGGUUAGGGACUCAGGCGAGGGUGUCGGCGCGGACUAGGAGGAGUGAGAGCGAAGAGGAUAGCAUGGAGGGGUCGAAGGGGGUUACGAUACGGAUGGAGGUGAUGCAGUAUGAGGAGGAAUACCGGGAGGGGGUGCGGAAGAGCCGCGCGCAGAACGUGUGUGGCGUAAGAGACGCAGGGCUGGAGUUGGGGAUCGAAAAUCACGGCGCUGUGCGGGGGCCGUGAUAAUCAGGAGUAAAUAAUUUCUUGUUAGGUUCAGCUUGGAGCUUGGGAACGGAUGGGUAUCUAGGCCUUGGGAUAGACGUUAGGUCUUUUAUUUAUUAUGUAGAUUAGCGCCCUGUGGCCGUAAAAUAUAAUCGUAUUCUCUCCUACACUACAGCUGCACAAACUCUUGAGGCUCAAAGAGGAAGUGCUGAUGCGGAGAACUUCAGCCACUCACUCUUGGCUACAUUAUACA
Messenger RNA from Pseudogymnoascus destructans, 2033 nucleotides. RefSeq lists its product as uncharacterized. Lineage: Eukaryota; Fungi; Ascomycota; Leotiomycetes; Thelebolales; Thelebolaceae. The record is from RefSeq and is a predicted model, not a curated record. The coding region runs from base 596 to 1801 and encodes 401 amino acids. The transcript is spliced from 4 exons.